UGCCAAGUCGUAAACUUGUAUGAUUAUAAGUAUUGAAACCUAAGGAAACACAUAAUCCUCCUGAAUCAGCUCUUAAAACUUAGACAGAAGCUAACAAUGCUGCGUAUCAUCUAUGGCCAUCGGAUUUGUAAUAUAAAGAAUGAAAUUAGUACGUAUGAUUAUGCGGAUUGAUGGGACAUGCAUAAUACUUAGUAGUAACUUUUUAGCUUUACAAAUUCAAGCCUUAGAUAGUAAGGUUAAGUCCAUUAUAUGCAAGAGUAAAAGUGGUCAAGGGAUUGCAUGAUCAAUAACUGCUUAGAAAACAAUUUAGAGUAUAAAAAUUAGCAAAAACCUUUAUAUUUUCCGAUUCGUGAAUCUAUAUAGAACAUGUGAUUAGCCGCCCAACUCGUUUUAUUUAGUCUACUAGUUUUAAGACAAAUAACAGUGUCAAAGUUGCUUGAUUUUCAUACAAAUUCAAACGCGCGCCCACCAUUUUCUGAAAAAAUGACGUCACGCUGUCAAAUCAGCUGUUCGCUUUGCAUAACCUACUAUCACUCAAUCGUGAUGAAAAACUAAUUGAGUUGAUAAUGCCUAAUUAAAUUAUGACUUAAUCAAUGUUUAUUUUUGUGUAGUUAGACAGGAGAAAUACCUAUUUAGGCUUGAAAAUACUUGUUAUAUUUGCAAGUUAAUAAGACUUCAAAAUAUAUAAAUUUUUUUGGUCAGCUGUUAUCAAAUACUGGAUCGACUUGAUAUUCUGUUAUCUGGAAGUAGGAAAAUAGAGAGAUAAGCAAGUCCGAUGUUUCAUGUACUCCUGCAGUCGCCAUUUGAUACGCACUCUGUCCGGACUGACACAUAAGAGUCAAUUCAUAUAAAAGACCAUUAUUGGUUUCCCCGUAUCGGCGACAUGAAACUGAUAAAAUGCCUGAUAAGCUUUUUGGAAUCCAGCUCUAAUGUUUGCCUACUCUUGUGGAUGACUCUAUGUGUGGUGAUCUAUGCCUACCUGCCGAAUAUGCCUCGAAUCGUGUCCCAACCAGAGAUCGCAGUGGAUCUGAGCAUGCCGUACAGUGAAGAUCCGCGUCAGUUGAUCGAUCUUUAUAAUUUUGAAUACAUUAUCGAACAGCCCUCGUGUGCGCCCCAUACCCAGGCGCUUAUCAUGGUGCACUCGGCGCCAGGUAACGUUGACAGGCGUUCAGCGAUACGGCAAACUUGGGGUCGUUUGGCGACCAAUUCAAGCUCUCAAUCCUCACUUCGUCUCGUCUUUCUCUUCGGCACUGUUGCGGAUGACGAGCUGCAGUCGUCGCUACUGGCGGAGCACGAGCAGCACAACGACUUGCUGCAGGGCAAUUUCUUGGAUGGCUACUACAAUCUAACCUACAAGCAUGUGAUGGCCCUCAAGUGGUUUCACACUCGUUGCGAGCAGGCGCCGCUGUUGGUCAAAGUGGAUGAUGACAUCUUUCUAAAUACGCCGCAGCUGCAGCAUCACCUGAGACAUCCAUCCUCACCAUGGAAUCCACUCUCUGCUCUUCAUUCUCAGCGGCAGCUGCUGCUGUGUGCCAUCAACAAGAAGGAUCGUGUAGCACGUUCCUAUUCCUCCAAGUGGCGUGUCGGUUUCCGGGAAUACCCUCAUCGUUACUAUCCGCCCUUCUGUCCGGGCUUUGCAGUCUUCUACUCCUCGCAGGUGGUCAAGCGACUCUACUUUGCUGCUCAACGCAGCAACUUUUUUCGACUGGAUGAUGUCCUGGUCACUGGCAUUCUCUCCAAGCGCUGUAACAUUACUCUAACAGAUCUCACAUCUUAUGUGCUAUAUCCGAAUAAACUGAAGCUGCUGCUUAAGGGACGCCUGGAUCCAGAAGAGUAUCUAGUUUCCUGGCACCAAAUGUCGUCGCAGCAGAUUUUUGGACUGGGGCAGCUACAUGGGAUGGUUAAUACAACAAAUACAGUAAAAUAAUUACAUAAUACAAGCUAAAAGAAGCUCAGCAACUCCUUGUGGCGCGAUAGAUCUCUCAGAUAAUGUACAUACAUAGAAAACUCAUUGAGCUUGUAAUAAAAUUUUUAAGUGUUUAGUUGCUAA
Drosophila mojavensis is the source of this 2050-nucleotide messenger RNA. RefSeq names its product beta-1,3-galactosyltransferase 5. Gene Ontology annotation, molecular function: hexosyltransferase activity. NCBI's taxonomy places the organism in Eukaryota, Metazoa, Arthropoda, Insecta, Diptera, Drosophilidae. The record is from RefSeq and is a predicted model, not a curated record. Bases 884 to 1927 code for a protein of 347 amino acids. The transcript has a single exon. Gene Ontology annotation, cellular component: membrane.